Molecule: messenger RNA, 648 nt
Organism: Alosa alosa (allis shad)
Lineage: Eukaryota; Metazoa; Chordata; Actinopteri; Clupeiformes; Clupeidae
Product: histone H2AX
Exons: 1
Coding region: 79-507 (142 amino acids)
Cellular component (GO): nucleosome
Molecular function (GO): structural constituent of chromatin; DNA binding; protein heterodimerization activity
Source: RefSeq, a predicted model, not a curated record
UGCACUCCUUCCGGGUAACACGGAGACAAGCACCCCAGCGACGAACCUACGGCCACUAAGGGUUGAAUAACUUUGGACAUGUCUGGAAGAGGCAAAACUGGAGGAAAGGCCCGCGCUAAGGCCAAGACCAGGAGUUCCCGGGCUGGACUGCAGUUCCCUGUCGGUCGUGUUCAUCGUCUGCUUAGGAAGGGGAAUUAUGCUGAACGUGUUGGCGCCGGUGCUCCCGUCUACCUUGCUGCUGUCCUCGAAUACCUGACUGCUGAGAUCCUCGAGUUGGCUGGAAACGCUGCCAGAGACAACAAGAAAACCCGUAUCAUCCCCCGUCAUUUGCAGCUGGCUGUUAGAAACGACGAGGAGUUGAACAAGUUGCUCGGCGGCGUGACCAUCGCACAGGGCGGUGUGCUCCCCAACAUUCAAGCCGUGCUGCUUCCCAAGAAAACUGGACAGGCUGCCCCAAGCUCAGGGAAGGCUGGCAAGAAGGGUGCUUCUCAGUCUCAAGAAUAUUAGACAGCGUGGCCUGACUCUGGACUCUGAAUCCUUAAAGGCCUGCUUAGUGCCUGAUCAUGUUUCUCUGUUUCUUGUUGCUUUUGUGUUUGUGAUGGCGCUUUUAUAUUCUGUGAACAUUAAACACGCGAGGUUUUUUUUAAA